Morus notabilis is the source of this 1105-nucleotide messenger RNA. RefSeq names its product binding partner of ACD11 1. Gene Ontology annotation, molecular function: RNA binding. Lineage: Eukaryota; Viridiplantae; Streptophyta; Magnoliopsida; Rosales; Moraceae. The coding region runs from base 70 to 801 and encodes 243 amino acids. The record is from RefSeq and is a predicted model, not a curated record. The transcript has 5 exons.
UGCUAAUCUUCUUUUCAACCGUCAAAACAAUACACUUCUUCUCUUUGAGUCUGAAAAACCACAAACUUCAUGGCGACAAAAACAGUUGAAGUCAGUAAUGUGUCCUUAGGUUCAACAGAACAAGACAUAAAGGAGUUCUUUUCCUUCUCUGGUGAAGUUGAACAUGUUCAACUACAAAGUGAGAAUGAGAGAUCACAAACUGCAUUUGUCACCUUCAAGGAUCCCAAGGGAACAGAAACUGCACUUCUUCUUUCGGGAGCAACAAUAGUUGAUCAGCAAGUUACGGUUGCUCUUGCUCAAGACUACAAGCUGCCAUCUGCUGACAAUUCCACACUUCCAACAGGAGCAGAGGGAACAGCACAAGGUGGUUCCGAAUCUGCUGUCAAAAGGGCGGAGGACAUGGUCAGCAGCAUGCUCGCCAAGGGCUUCACUUUGGGCAAGGACGCACUGAAGAAGGCCAAGUCAUUUGAUGAGAAGCACCAGCUAAGUUCCAGUGCCACGGCGAAAGUGGCUUCUCUGGAUCAAAAGAUUGGACUGAGUGAGAAAAUCAGCGCCGGCACAAGCAUUGUGAAUGGCAAGGUGAGGGAAAUGGAUGAGAAGUUUCAGGUCUCCGAGAAGACGAAGUCUGCCUUUUCAGCCGCCGAGCAGACCGUGACAAAUGCUGGAUCAGCAAUCAUGAAAAACCGCUACGUGCUAACUGGGGCAUCUUGGGUAACCGGUGCUUUUAGCAGGGUUGCCAAGGCGGCUGGUGAGGUGGGCCAGAAGACUAAGGAAAAGGUCUCAACACAACAAGAUCAUUAAACUAUAGUUGGAGGUGAUGAUGUUGAUCAGACUGAUCAUCAGACCCACCAGUCCUAAUCUCCAAAUUAAGAUAUCACAGCAUCAAGGCUUGACCCUCUAAUUAUUUGAUAAGUAUACUUAAGUUUGUAUAUCGCUAAUACGGUUAGGUCAACAUUACAUAUUUAAGGGAAAGUUACAAAUCUUUCACUUUUAGUGCUUUUGCAGUUGAAAAUUGAAGUUUUAUUUAAGCACAAUGUAAGUUUGUCACUUUUUGUUUAUGAAUGUAUAUAGACAAUGCUCAAUAAAGGCUAGGCAAAGUGGUCAC